AUGGCGACCACCGUUGUUGAUUUUGGUGAAAGUAAAGAGAAAACAUUGUUUACCGGCUCAUCCGAAGAAGAUAUAGCAUGUGCUAAGGGAUUUUGGCAAUCAGUACAGCUCAAUCCAACUAUUGAAUCAAGAUUGGUAUCAAGUGAUGUAAAACAACGUCUAAAAGUGGCACCUCAAGCGGGACAAGGUGUGAACCACUCAUACAAACGAAUUGAAUACCCACCUCAACUAACAGAAUUUUUAGAAACUGCACACUCUAUGGAACAAACUGAAGAAUUGGAGAAAAUACAAAGGUUGUCACAGUUUAGGGAAGACACAUUGACAAUGCUGGGUAAACGGAAAACAGAAAGAAUUGCUAAAGAGACUAUUUCAACUCACAAAGGAAUUACAAAGAAAGAGACAUUUCCCAUGGCUAUUGAAAUUGAGGAUAAUGAUUUUGAAGACAGUCCUGAAUUUACUAUGAACGAAAUAGAUAAAUUCAAUAAACAAAAAUCUCUGGACGAUGAUGAUGACUCGGAUUAGAUUGAUCAGAUUAACAUUUUGCUGAUAGGAAUAUGAUUACCCAUUCAGUAUUGUCUCUUAUGUAAUCAAAUACGAAGGAGGGUUAUUUCACUAUUUACCAAGUGACUGGGCCUGUUCAGUAGUUACUGUACAACUGUACAAGGAAUCACUUUUGAGUUUUUGUUCUGAAAAAGUUAGUAAAAUCAUAAGCACAAUGUUCAAUAAGCUUAUUGGAUUGAUCAAAGUUUCCUGAAAUUAUAUUGUGCAUUAAAGUGUGAUAUAAAAGUAAUUUUCUCAAACAAUAAAUAUUUUGGCAAUUUAUUUGUUU
Owenia fusiformis is the source of this 829-nucleotide messenger RNA. Lineage: Eukaryota; Metazoa; Annelida; Polychaeta; Sabellida; Oweniidae. The record is from the annotation of a GenBank genome assembly.